This is a messenger RNA of Capsicum annuum, 5835 nucleotides long. RefSeq names its product DNA-directed RNA polymerase subunit beta-like. Lineage: Eukaryota; Viridiplantae; Streptophyta; Magnoliopsida; Solanales; Solanaceae. The transcript has a single exon. Gene Ontology annotation, biological process: DNA-templated transcription. The record is from RefSeq and is a predicted model, not a curated record. Gene Ontology annotation, molecular function: DNA-directed RNA polymerase activity; DNA binding; ribonucleoside binding. The coding region runs from base 4480 to 5820 and encodes 446 amino acids.
CCGCCCUGUCAAGGCGGAAGCUGCGGGUUCGAGCCCCGUCAGUCCCGACGGAUCCAAUAUAAAUCUCUCCCUUUUUAUGAAGGGGACGGGGGGCAGAAUUUCAUUGUCAAAGCAAAGGGGAAAUCCUUAUUUCUUUUUUCUUUCCUUUGGGUAAUAUGCGGUUGGAUUAGUACAAUUAUUGGUAGCAUUAUAGUCAGUAUUCCAAGAAAUGCUGGCUUUUUUGAUUGACCCCGAUGCAUGUAAUGGAAUCGGGUACUAUACCUUUUUGAGGCGCGCAUACACAAAGGGAAUUCUUUUCUUGUCCAAUACAAAAUUGAAUAUAAGAAAAUACUUUCCAGAAAAAACAAAAAAAAAAACAAUUUAUUUUUCUGGAUACGGAUUUAUGGAACCUCACUUACUAGUUUGAAGUUGAAAAAUAGAUUUCAUGCAAAUUGCACACUGAGCUUUUGGUAUAGGUGUCCCGGGGCUAAUAAUCUACGAAGAAAGGAGGGGGGAAGGACAGAUCAACCAAAGAUCCUACUCCUCUUAGAAAGGGGAAUGAAUCAUUUUUCCGAUUUUUCAUUUUGUUUUAAGGCCCCAUCGACGAAAGAACAAAUUGAAAAAUAGUAAAUUUGAUGAAUAUUCAUUUUAUACGGUCGCAUCUUUAUCACACUUCUUUGUCUUCCAAGUCAAAAAUAGUUUCGUUCUAAACUCCUUUCUUUUUCCAUUUAGCUUUUAUUGUUUGUUUGGGUUUGUAACUAUGUGACCACUGGAAGUGGAAGAGCUGUUUGAUGAGACUUCAUCAGAUGAUUGUACAAGAAGGAACUAGAUAGAUUAGAGAGAAAAAAAGAACAGAUGAUAAAAAAUGAUAAAUAAAGGAAUUUUGGUUGGAUUGGGUCAGGAAUCCAAGUUUGGGGCGGUAUGGAUAAAAGAACUUCCUAUGUUAUACUAUUCAAUUCUCGACGACGAAUUGAUUUGAUAGUUCAGAUAUUGUUAUUCAUGAUAUUGAUCCGAUUCAAGAUCAUCGAGAGGUAAUAUUCAUUCAUUGAAUUUACAGGCCAAAGAUUUAUCAUCUCUAUGGGAUUAAAUCCCGAGUUAUUGCGAAGUAAAAAACCGAUGAGAUUAUGGAAGUAAAUAUUCUUGCAUUUAUUGCUACUGCACUAUUUAUUCUAGUUCCUACCGCUUUUCUACUUAUCAUUUACGUAAAAACAGUCAGUCAAAACGAUUAAUUAUUAACUAAUUUGAAUGAAACUUGACUUCUGAGUUCUUAGCCAAAAUUGCCGAAAUAAAAUGAAAAAGAUUCCAAUUUCAUGUCUUAAAUGAAAUGAGUGGACUAGAAUCGGCAGUAUUCUAAUAGAUAGAUAGUAUGGUAGAAAGAUUCAUCUAUUUCUUUCUACCAUACUAUUUAUUAGUUAGAUUGUAGCUGCUCCCUGGACUAAAAUAAAGAUAGAGGCUGCAUUUGAUAUGGAUCUAUAGAUCAAUCCACAAUAUUAUCUUGAUAUAUGUGAAUAUCAAUUCCAUAUAUGGGAGUGACAUAGCAUCCAAUUCCAUUUAUUUGCUAUAUCUAUUUGUUCUGAUCAAUCUGAAUUACUCUUAUGUCUUAUAGUUUGAAUUACUAUAUUUUUUAUUUCCAAUAUGAAUCUCGGUAUCUAUUGAAAGAAUCAAAUCAAUGAAGGAAAAGCGAUAGAUAUAGGCAUAUUCAAAAAAUCACGUAGUAAUCUUUUUUUUUAACAUUCCCAAUAAGUAAUUGAGUAAACCAUUGACAGUAGUUCCACGGGCAUCGAAAAGGAAGAGUAAACCUCACUGAUUUUUAACGCCUGAACCAUGAUAUGAAAUAAGUCGAUAAAGUAUAAAUCCAAUUUUAAAAAUUCGAAAGCGGUAAAUGCGCAAUAUGUGACCCACCUGACAACCUUAUUCUGCAUAGUAUCUCGUUAGACAACCAUUAUGUUUAUAUCCCUUCUUUCUCAUACAAAGUGCGUAUACACUUAACAAAAAACUUCUUCUUUGAACAGUAAAGAAAGAAACAAAUAAAAAAAGGGUCCGGCCCUCCUCAGUAUCACCUAGUAAGAGGCCGUUGAUUGGACUAGAAAAUUUAGGAAGAAUUAGGUUAAAAUAAAUUUCCUGGGAUCCUCUUCCUUUCGAACUACAAACAUGGGAAUCGUUGAAAUAGCUCUUUGAUUGAAGGAGGAUGAUUCCUAUAAUACAUUACUCCAGUCGAGUCCAAUGGAAUUUCAAAAUGAAGAUAUUUUUAUUUUGUUCCAAACGUGUUGCAGAACGAUCUAGAAAGCAAUUGAUAUUGAUACAGUUUGCUUCCUUAACUCAAUUAGUAGGACCCCUAGAGUCCACUCCUUCCCCACACUACGAGUGAAAGGGAAAAAGUAAAGACUACCAUUAAAGCAGCCCAAGCAAGACUUACUAUAUCCAUAUGAAUUAUGUCCCCUAUCUCUAUAAAUAUAAAGGAAUUGUUCCAUUAUUCCUCACUAAUAAUAGUGGAAUCAAUGGCGCAGAGUCAAAAAGAACGAAGACUAUUAAUAAACCAAUCCGAUAAAUUCGCUCAUUUUAUAAGAAAUUCCUAUAUGAUUUCUAAUCGGGAAAGAUUAAACACAAGCAAAAUCCGCAGUAAGGAAUGUUACUAAUGGAACAUGUAGGAAUAAUAGGUCCUAUUCUUUUUUUGUUGACCCUCAUUUCAAUUGAUUGGAUGCUUGAGCACUCAGAGAUUUUCGUGAGUUCCUCGUAUAUAAUAAAGUAUCUUCCGCCCCCUUCCACAACUAUUUAUAUUUCCUAUCGGGCUCUCCAAUCUAACCGAAGGUCCAGUCAUUAUACAAUGGAUUAAUAAUAUAAAAUUUUUAUUUGUAGUAGAAGGUAAUUGCGAAGUCUUGAUAGCCCCUCUAGCAUUCGAAUAUUUCCUUGAAGCCUAGCCUAAGCCUAAAUAUGCAAUGAUAUGCAAUGCAAGGAUAUUUAAAAUUUUUUAGAAAAACCCCCAGACCAGAUGUUUAGAAUCAAACAAGUAUCAACAGUCUGCCUUCUCUGCUUCUGCUGGGGAAUCGUUCGGCGGGUUAUAUCAACAGAAGAAAAGAAGAUAUUUCUAGUUUUUUGUUGAUCAGGCGACACCCGGAUUUGAACUGGGGAAAAAAGGAUUUGCAGUCCUCUGCCUUACCACUCGGCCAUGUCGCCAAAAUGCUACAAAUACAAAAUAGAUGAAAACUUUCCCGGAUUACUGAACUGCUUUUUUAUCGUACUUGCACCUUGAGUUCUGUUUUCCUUAAUUUUUCCUAAAAGUCAAAGAAAUCCUAAUCCUUCUUCCCUUUUGAUUGGGUUUGAUUCAUCCUUUCAAUUUCGAUUGAGUCUAUCUCAAAAUUCAUAAUGUUCAAAACUUUCUCUUACCUUUCUAUUGAAAUCUAUUGAAAAAUCAAAUGUGGAUUUUCAGUCGCAAAAUCAAAAAUUCAACUUUAUGAAAAUAGGAACCAUUAACUAUUGACUUAGAAUGCAUGAACAAUUCUUGGAUUUGAAUCUCCAAUUUUUGUUUUCCUAAUGACAUAAGAAAAUACAACUUGAUAUAUAACUAAUCAGUAUGGAUUUUUUCAAUCAAAAAAUCCUUCUCAAUUAUAAAUUAUAAUUAUUAAUAAUAAUUAUAACAACAAUUAUGAGUAUAUGUAAACCCCCCAAGAGAAAUUGUUAGACGGAUAUAUAUUAUUUAUAUAUGUUUCCGAUAUAGAAUUAUCAGAUAUAAGAAAAGUAUCAUACUUCAAUUUGAAUUUUGAAUUGAAUAGAAAAUUUAAAUUCUGUUUUCGUAGAGCACAACCUGUGUUGCCCCGAAUAGAACAUAGAACGACAAUAAAACAAGAAAAGAGAAGAAAGACGGAUAUUAUAGAUAUCUCCACACGUGUUUAAGCCAUACAAACCUUCUUUUCUUAUACACUUCACAAUCGUAUUCUACUCAAAAAUCCGUAAACAAAAUCUCUCUCUUCUCUGCGAAUCAUUUUUUGAACAACGAAAUCCAUAACAUAAAAGGGGGUUAAAUGCUAAAAAACCGAUUCUAAUUCUAUAUAUUCUCUUUCUGAUUUUUAUGCCUUUAUCUCAGCGAAAAGAUCAAAUGUCCAAUCCAUUUAUUUUUCUGGUAUUCAAGCAGGUUGGAAUAUGUAUUAUCAUAAUAAUGGUAGAAAUGGAAUCAUUUUUGUUUUUAUAUUCUAUACAAAAUCCUAUAAACUUAAUUAAUAAGUCUAAGUAGCAGAAGUCCGUUUCUAGGGAUGUUUUAUCAAUUUCUUUCCAUUUGUAUCUGUUGAAAAUUCCAAUAAAUUCCAAUUCAAUUUAAGUAGAAAAUUAUCUUUCUUCCUCCGUUCAUACGUAUUUCAUACAUUCCAGAUAUGGAGUUGGGUAAAAUUUCAUGUGAUUCGGUAAACAAAAUUGAAAUGCCACCAUUGCUAGAUCAUUUAUCUAAUCUAUCUAAUUAGAUGAAGAAUGAGCCAAUAGUGGUAUUUUUUGAUAAAUGGGAAAUUAAAAAUGCUCUGGGAUGGAAAUGAGGGAAUAUCUACAAUACCUGGAUUUAAUCAGAUACAAUUUGAAGGAUUUUGUAGGUUCAUUGAUCAAGGUUUGACGGAAGAACUUUAUAAGUUUCCAAAAAUUGAAGAUACAGAUCAAGAAAUUGAAUUUCAAUUAUUUGUGGAAACAUAUCAAUUGGUCGAACCCUUGAUAAAGGAAAGAGAUGCUGUGUAUGAAUCACUCACAUAUUCUUCUGAAUUAUAUGUAUCCGCGGGAUUAAUUUGGAAAAACAGUAGGGAUAUGCAAGAACAAACAAUUUUUAUCGGAAACAUUCCUCUAAUGAAUUCCCUGGGAACUUCUAUAGUCAAUGGAAUAUAUAGAAUUGUGAUCAAUCAAAUAUUGCAAAGUCCCGGUAUUUAUUACCGAUCAGAAUUGGACCAUAACGGAAUUUCGGUCUAUACCGGCACCAUAAUAUCAGAUUGGGGAGGAAGAUUAGAAUUAGAAAUUGAUAGAAAAGCAAGGAUAUGGGCUCGUGUAAGUAGGAAACAAAAAAUAUCUAUUCUAGUUCUAUCAUCAGCUAUGGGUUUGAAUCUAAGAGAAAUUCUAGAGAAUGUUUGCUAUCCUGAAAUUUUUUUGUCUUUUCUGAGUAAUAAGGAGAGAAAAAAAAUUGGGUCAAAAGAAAAUGCCAUUUUGGAGUUUUAUCAACAAUUUGCUUGUGUAGGUGGCGAUCCGGUAUUUUCUGAAUCCUUAUGUGAGGAAUUACAAAAGAAAUUCUUUCAACAAAGAUGUGAAUUAGGAAGGAUUGGUCGACGAAAUAUGAACCGAAGACUGAACCUUGAUAUACCCCAGAACAAUACAUUUUUGUUACCACGAGAUAUAUUGGCAGCCGCCGAUCAUUUGAUUGGGCUGAAAUUUGGAAUGGGUGCACUUGACGAUAUGAAUCAUUUGAAAAAUAAACGUAUUCAUUCUGUAGCAGAUCUUUUACAAGAUCAAUUCGGAUUGGCUCUGGUUCGUUUAGAAAAUGUGGUUCGGGGGACUAUAUGUGGAGCAAUUCGGCAUAAAUUGAUACCGACACCUCAGAAUUUGGUAACCUCAACUCCAUUAACAACUACUUAUGAAUCCUUUUUCGGUUUACACCCAUUAUCUCAAGUUUUGGAUCGAACUAAUCCAUUAACACAAAUAGUUCAUGGGAGAAAAUUAAGUUAUUUGGGCCCUGGAGGACUGACAGGUCGCACUGCUAGUUUUCGGAUACGAGAUAUCCAUCCUAGUCACUAUGGACGUAUUUGCCCAAUUGACACAUCUGAAGGAAUCAAUGUUGGACUUAUUGGAUCCUUAGCAAUUCAUGCGAGGAUUGGUCAUUAGGGAUCUCUAGAAAGC